Molecule: messenger RNA, 303 nt
Organism: Aspergillus luchuensis
Lineage: Eukaryota; Fungi; Ascomycota; Eurotiomycetes; Eurotiales; Aspergillaceae
Exons: 1
Coding region: 1-303 (100 amino acids)
Source: RefSeq, a predicted model, not a curated record
AUGACCGGACCACGAUCUAGAGCGGAGCCAAAGCGCAGGUUUUUGAGUCCAGUGUGGAAGGGAGUCAUACGAGGAUUGGAUUGGACUGGACUGGACUUGUAUCUAUCUAGACUAGUAAGUAGUCUAGAUACGGAUUACUACGGGCGUGCUAGGUUGGUUGGUUGGUUUGGUUGUGGCUCCGUCUUCGUGCAGCGACCUGCAUACUGGUCUCGCCCUGCAGAGCAUUUGCCGGCAGCAGCGUCGUGGUCGAGGUCGUCGUCGCUAGGAACAAGCUUCCCGGUCGGAGACGAGGAAAAGUCUUAG